Cavia porcellus (domestic guinea pig) is the source of this 1847-nucleotide messenger RNA. RefSeq names its product cornulin (gene Crnn). The transcript has 3 exons. The coding region runs from base 116 to 1462 and encodes 448 amino acids. Lineage: Eukaryota; Metazoa; Chordata; Mammalia; Rodentia; Caviidae. Gene Ontology annotation, biological process: positive regulation of cell cycle G1/S phase transition; regulation of phosphatidylinositol 3-kinase/protein kinase B signal transduction; cellular response to cytokine stimulus. Gene Ontology annotation, molecular function: calcium ion binding; transition metal ion binding; calcium-dependent protein binding. Gene Ontology annotation, cellular component: cytoplasm. The record is from RefSeq and is a predicted model, not a curated record.
CUCAGGAGCUGCUACCAGUCACUGUGUACUCUUCUCGCCACAAAUAAAGCGCACUCUUGAGGAAAGGACAAAAGAAGACAAAGACCAAAAGCAGAGCUUCAAUUUGACUUCAAAGAUGCCUCAGCUACUGCGAAAUAUUCAUGGAAUCAUUGAGGCCUUUGGGCACUACGCCAGGACGGAAGGCAGCUGCACAGCUCUUACCCGGGGGGAGCUGAAGAGACUGCUGGAGCAUGAGUUUGCUGAUGUCAUAGUGAAACCGCAUGAUCCAGCCACUGUGGAUGAAGUUCUGCGCCUGCUGGAUGAAGAUGAGACAGGGACUAUAGAAUUCAAAGAAUUCCUAGUCUUAGUGUUUAAAGUUGCCCAAGCCUGUUUUCAGACAUUAAGUGAGACUGUCAGAGGAGCUUGCAGAUCUCAAGAGUCUGGGGGCCAGCACACUGGGUUCUCAAAAGAGCUGAGGCAAGGUCAGAGAAGUGGCACUGAAGUGGGACAAGAUAGAAAGGGACAGCAUCACGAAGGAAGCAGUGCUGGGCAGAGUGAGCAGGCUUCUCAACAGCAAGGAAGCACUGGGAUUCAGAUCAGCAUCCAUGACAGGCAGGCCAAUACCCACGGACAGGUGCAGGUGAGCCAGCAGACACGAGGAAGCAGUUAUGUGGAGCAGACCCAGAAAGUGGGAGACAAUGCGAGUCAUCAGAUAAGAGACAGGAGGUCGGAGAGACAGUCACAGACCAGCAAACAGACAGGUGAGAUCAUGCAUGGAACCAAAUCACAGAAACAGACAGGCACAACCCAGACUGUGGAACAGGAUAGACAUCACCAAACAGGAAGUGCCAGCAUCCAAACACAAGGCUCUGCCUAUGGCCAUACCAGACAGGCUGAGGCCCAUAAUCAAGACAAGAGCGAGAUCAGCCAGGUUGUGGCAGGAGGACACAUCAAAGCACAGGCAGGAUCACAUAAUCAGACUCAAACACAAACUACAGAACAAGACAGGAGCCAUCAGAUAGGAAGCACCAGCAUCCAGACACAGGGGUCUUCCCAUGGCCAGAUAAAAGGAACUGGGUCCAUUGGUCAAGACAAAAACCAGACCAGUGAGGUUGUGAAAGGAUACAUGCAGUCACAGGCAGGGUCAUACAGCCAGACUGUGGAACAGGACGGGAAUCAGACUUCAAGUCAUGGAGGGAACAGAGGUCAGGGACAGACCCACAUGCAGUCAGGCAGUAGCCAAAGAUGGACAGAAGUAAGUGAGACAGGACAUUCAGGCCUAGAAGGACAAGCUCAGACUGGGGCAAGCACUGGGACAGGAAAACAGCAUCAGAGCAGCACUCGACCAAGUAUAACUGGAAGGCAGGAGAGAGAGCCCACAGAGGUGAGAGAGGAGUGGGUCAAUGACCACACAAGAGAAGUAGUGAUCCACAGCAAGGACCAGGACAGCUCACACACCAGCGCUCCUUCAGUGCAGGGCUAGGAGGCAGUGCAGCCGUGGAGAAGGAAGUAUCACCACAGCCAAGACUGUAUUCUCCAUGAAAGCCAACAAGCCAAGACUCUGUCUGACUCUGGUGCCCCAUACUAGGGGACAGCCAGAGAGGUGUUGGCACAUCCUUGGACAUGAGCUUUUAAUUAUGAUGCUUCCACUUUAUUUCUUUCUCAAAGAGAAUAUUUCUGUAAGGUGCUUGCUCUCUUAAAUGCCCCUCUCUUAAGUGGCUUUGUUGUGCAAACUCUCAAAAACUGGGAAAAGUCAACCAUUUCUGUUGAGCUCUCAGCUCGUAAGGGUCUUUAAAGCUACUUUUAUCUGCCAUCUGUCUGUCAUCCACCUACGCUAAUGCAACAAUAAAGUUUUCUUAAGCAAUUUA